GCGACCGCCAUGGGCAGCAGCAGCAGGAGGAGAUCUGCCGUUCGGCGUGUUGGCAGCAGCGAGUGAGGCCACGCACGGCAGUGAUGGAUCAGCACGAGUUCAAGGUGUACGAGACGACAAGCCAGAGGGAGUUCGGGCCUCCGAGAAGCCAGGUCAACCAGGCGAUACGCCCAGGGUCGGCUCGAGGUCUGCUCGCCCAUGGGGAUAUGGCCGGGGCCUGGGCAGAGCCUGCUGAGUACACGCAUGCCUUCUCGUGGAAGCCCGUGGGGCCUACGCAGCCCAUUCGCUCCGGAACGGCUUCUGGAAACCGCAGGAACAACCCCCAGCCCAGCAAGGCUUUCCUGGUGUGGAGGCUUCCCAGUGGCAGGUGUGGUUCUGGCUGCGAGCGCCAAUCCCCCACCAUGACAGAGGCCGAAAUCAAGGCGAUCUUGUCAAGUCAGUACCAGUCGACCUACCAGGGCGACUACCUGGGCGCACAGCAGAGUGUGCGGGCAGGCCAGGGGAGCGCGGAGGACGGGGGACACCGCGGAGCCUCGGGAUCGUGGCGGCUCGUCGGAGGAGCGCAACCUCUCCUCUCCGAGUUCCAGCAGGGCUACCGGUGGCCGCGCCUCGACCCGCGGGUCUCCUUCCGUGCCACAAACUUUGGCUGCAACAAGAACCGCCGCCUGCCUGCCCUCGGCAUCGCUCCGAGCGUUGCGCGAGUGCGAGGGCCCCUCCCAGACACGGGGGGAGUUGUCACCUCGUACCAGCAGCACUACGGAGACGCGGACUCCUGCCCCGUCCGUGCGCCUCGCUGCAGCACCCAGCCGCUACUUUCGUCCAGGAGCAGCGCUCGCCUGCACUAGGGCUAAGAAACUGGAGGUCCCGUACCUCUACUGAAGGCUUGGGAUGACUGGAGCGAUAUCAAAUAAAGACCUCUCACAAUCAUCUGCAGAAGCCUUCAGCGGGAGAAGAUCAUCCCCACAGCAGCAGCAGAAACACCAAGGCGUUGGAGGAGACCUGGGCUUAGGGCUCUUAAUGGGACUACACGGCCCAAGGAGAUGAGGACUCAAAUUAAUGUUUAACGAGGCUUUGUUAAUAAAGUCUGAAUAUCCAUGCAGGCAUCAUUAUUUUGAUGGUUUGUCUCCAGAUUUUCAAAUGUGCAUGCAAAAGUGUACAUCUCUGUUGUAGAUAAGAGAAAAUUCACAUUAUCAUGACAGGGGUGAUAUCCAAAGGACCACUUGAUUUCUCAAAGUGUUGCUAAUCUUAUGGACCUUGAAAAUGCUAUUGGCUGGGUUAAACGAUUUUUUAAAAUUGAAUGACCGCAAGAUGAUUCUGCAUGUCAAGGUCAAAUUUAAAGAUAAACCAACUCUAUUAACGUCUACUCACAACGUCCUCGCUUCUAAUAUAGCUGUGACGAUGCCACCAGUUGGUAUGGCGUGAAAAUAAUGAUUUAACGAAAACUACGACAUUCACACAAUGUGCUUU
This is a messenger RNA of Lethenteron reissneri (Far Eastern brook lamprey), 1467 nucleotides long. RefSeq names its product testis-expressed protein 26-like. The record is from RefSeq and is a predicted model, not a curated record. NCBI's taxonomy places the organism in Eukaryota, Metazoa, Chordata, Hyperoartia, Petromyzontiformes, Petromyzontidae. Gene Ontology annotation, cellular component: cytoplasm.